Molecule: messenger RNA, 5451 nt
Organism: Tachysurus fulvidraco (yellow catfish)
Lineage: Eukaryota; Metazoa; Chordata; Actinopteri; Siluriformes; Bagridae
Gene: insyn2b
Product: protein INSYN2B
Exons: 4
Coding region: 1263-3005 (580 amino acids)
Biological process (GO): inhibitory postsynaptic potential
Cellular component (GO): postsynaptic density
Source: RefSeq, a predicted model, not a curated record
ACACACACAAGCUGGUUCCUUCAUCACAGAGGUUACUUAAGACCCACAAGGUGAGUGCUAACACCUCCGGUCCCAUUGUGUGAUGCUACUAAUUUUCAGCCGUGAUUAGAGCAACCUGACAUGCCAUUUAUCUUCAGAUAUCUUCAGUGAGAAUACCCUCAUAUGCAUACACACAGUUUUUUAAUCAAUCUAACACUAGUGGUGAUGGAUGCAAACAUGCUUUUAUGCUCCACAACCAGAUAGAUUUUAGGUUAAAUUGCUUUUCAACAGGUAUCAUUGUUUCACACGUUCCCUCUCUGACCUUCCUCUCCUUCACCCUUAUCCUUUCUGUGGCUCGGCUGCUCUAAUGAUGAUCUACUGUCUCAGACACAAACCUCCGACAUCCUGGGUAAAAUUAAAGACUGGAACAGCUUCACUGAAGAGUCAAAGAAGGGAAAAUAAGAACCAGAUGCACAUACACACACACACACACACACACACACACACACACACACACACACACACACACACACACACACACACACACACACACACACACACACACACACAUACACACACACACACUCCUAUUGAUUGUCCUGAGAGUUUGGGCUUGUGUACAGGCACAGGAGGAAUGUACUACACGCCAAUGUAUCAGAGCAAAGCAGAAAAAAAUCAGGACACACAGGAUUAACACACACACAAGCAGUUUGCACUGGGAGAAUAAGCGAGAGAGUAAGGGAGGGAGGGAGGAAAAGAGGGAGGCAGAGAGGGAGGAACGAAAGGCUCAUUUAAUGAGUAGACCAAGGCAGAUGUACAUCGGAGAGAGUAAGAGGUGGGAUGGAAAGCUGACCGGAAAUACAAAGAGAUAAAAGAAUAUAUGGCAGGGGAAAAAAGAAGAUUUGCGAUAUAUACUUCAUUUUUGGAAUGAAUGAUUAACAAGGAAGGAGAGUAUUGAACAGGAGAGAGAAACGAAUGAGAGAAAAGAAGGGAUACGGCACUCUUGUUUACAGUGAGGCAGAAAGACAUCUGGAAUCAAGGAGACCAAUCAAGCAGCACUUGUAAUUGCAGUCAAACAGCCUCUGAGGACUAAGAAAUGACAUGAUCUGAUGCUGAGACACAAGAAGUUUUCCAACUAAUGAGACCAUACAGGACAUGCUGACUUCAACCUACACACUUUGCUUUCCAUGAAGCAUAAUCAAACUCGGACAGAACAUGCAAACUAAGAGAGGUCCCUCCCCCUUUAGCUGUGGCUCUGGGGGUUGAGCCAAUUGGCACAGGCCAUGGGCCGAAAGGCAGCUGACACGACUAAUCCAGUGCCAGAGCUGGGCGGACGAGGAGUUCUGUCACAGAAAUGGGGACCUCUUUGCAGUGUAGGGGUGCAAACAUCACCAGGACUGCGCUCACUUCCCUCCUUAAAGAGGAGGACUCAGACAACAGGCAUGGCCUGUGGGAAUUCUGUCCCUGUAGAAACCAUGUCUCUAGACAGAGCAAAGCCCAAUUUGGGGCAAUUUCGGAACUGCACAAGCAAAGUGUCCCAGGAUGAGACAUCACAAGAUGGCAGUGUGUACUGCCAGAUCAAAUCUAGCCAAACAAACCCCAACCAGUCAGGAUGCAGGGGAAAUUUCAAACGGAACCCCCGUUUCAUUAAUGGCAGCGUAGUGGCCUCUGAGUUGGUAGAAGGGGUCUGUAGUGAGGGGGUGGAAAUAGGAGAAGUGGGUAGUCAAAGAGAGACUGAAAUGCGAAUUCAGAGGCGGGUUCAAUCACUAAAAGGGGAGAAGACAUGCCCUACAGUACAGUGUGGAAGUGCGAGGUCAUAUGCCACACACCCCCGACCCUGCCGGGUAAUGACCUCAUGCAGACCAUGCACAGCAUGUGGAAGAAAAUUACAAGCUCCAUCCUGCAUUGCACCCGCAUGCCAUAAACGAGAGACCAUUCAGAUUCGAGAAAGCAUGACCCUUCCAAUGCCUCCUAAAAAAGACACACCUAGACUGAAGAAACAGCAGUCUACAGACACAGUCCCAACUCACACUUCUAUCACUUCCCCUCAUGCUGGGAGCAUACACAUAGAGAACUCUUUUGAUAAAAGUAAUAGAACCACACAGGAAGCAAAUUCUCGACCAAAUGAUCCAUCCACACAAACACACAAAAAAUCUACAACAAAUACUAUACAAAUAUCUAUAAAUUCAUGUAAACGACAAACGUCAGUACACCCACAAUCCCACAAAUUACAGACAGGAACAUUGAAAAAUAAAACACAGCCAACAGAAUCAACAGCAGCUCAAAAACAACAUACCCCAAAAGAGGUACAGCUCACAGCAGACUACAUGAAUAACCAAACUUAUGCAACUAUUGCAUCUGCUUCUUCAUCUGUCUCUGUCAGCCCUAACCCUCCUCCCCCUGUGCUUUCUAUUCGAUUAGAAUCGCAAACCACACCCACUCUCCCACCUAAAAAUGCCUCCCACUGUAAACCUCCAGAGCAAAAAACAAAACUGGAAUCAUCAGAUAUGCAGAAUGGCUCAGAGACCAAAGCAUCAUCCAAAUCCCAACCCCCCAACCAAGAGCCAAAAACUGCGACAGCCCCAGAAACUAAACCACAAAUUGUAGAUUAUCAGCAUGUAAAGAAGAACCUGGCAGAAUCACAGAUCCCACUGUGUAAUGGUGUGCCAUCAACAAUACAUGGACUACUGCAAAACAUUGAAGAGAACCUGCUGUCCAACCAAGAGAAGAUUAAGGUUCUUCUCAAUGUCAUUCAGGACUUGGAAAAGAGCAAGGCAAUGAGUGAGGGACGCUGUUCUUACAGAACAGGGCAGGAUAUCAACAACUGCUCGACCUGCCAGAGAACAGCCUGCAUCAUUUACAGUGUGGAGCAUGAUUUCCGAUUGCAGGAAGGCCGCUUUCAGGGUGUCCUUGAGACAUUGGACAUGGAGUAUGAUGUUCCUUCAUUCCCUAAACCUGAUCCCUCUCGACCACGAAACAAGAACCGCAUCAAGAAACUCCGUAAGAAGUGCUUCUGGUGGCUAUAGCCUUCAGCAAUGGCUUCCAAGGCAACGAUUACCAUGAGCAUUGCUAUUACGGUGAAAGGCUUUGUGCAUUCCAAUUACAUGAGACAUCCAAUGUCUGUAGCCAAGGAACAACUGUGGGAAAGUUUGACUUGCAAUUCUGGAGUUACACCAGCACUGUCAUUAUGGAUGUAUUAGAUUCAUUCCUACAGUGUAGCUGAUAAUGAAUAUAAAAGAUUAUGGCUAAUAAUCUCAUGUAAAAUAUGGCAAGUCCUGAGAACAAUGGCUUUAAUCUGUGCUCUCCUUUUGCAAUCCAAGAAUUACUUUUUGUGUCCUUUUCAUGUUUUAAAUUUUCUGUCUAAAGACCAGCCAGUCACACAUACCAGGAAGACGGAAACUGUAAGGCAUCUCUGAAACCCCAGGAGACCCAAGAGAUGGAGACUCAGGCAGUCAAUAGACCCUCCUUGAUGAGUGACAGAACUGUGAUUCAAUCAAUACUGCCCUUCACGGUGACUGUCGGAACGCUAACCCAAUAGAGACGAUCUGUCACAAAUGGCAGUAUUUCAUCACUGCGUUCCCUGACUGAAGGUGAAAUGUAGACUUAAUCGGCACUAACUGCAGUCUAACUCAAUGUGGUUAUAGGACUCAUUAAAAUGAGUAGAGCAGAUACAAUCAUUCUGAUUUUUGGAGCUGGUUGUUUCAAGUGUGACAGUCUUCUUCAAGGGUGUUGCAGGAUUUGCAUAUAAUCCAGCACAGGAAUUUAAAAGUCUGGGUAAUAUUCCAGCAUUUUUCAUCCUAAUCCCUAUCCUCCAUGUCUACAAAUCGUUCAUUUAUUAGCCAGCCUACUAGGCAAAUACUGUAUCUAAUAUGCUGCAAUGUUCCCAUUUUUGGUCAACCAUAAACUAAUAGACUAAAAAAGUAUCAAAACCAAGUUUGCGCCUUUUCACCAGAUCACAAGUAAAGCUCCCAAUGAUGCCACAGCCAUCUGUGGCCAGGAACCAAGGGCCCAAAAUCUGCCCUGCUUUCAGGGUGGGAGGGAUUGUAUAUUCUCUCUCUCCUGCCAAUCAUAUUGAAAAUAGCAAAUCACAAGAGUCUGUGAGCUUAUGUAUGCUGAAGGGGACAGAAUGCCAAGUGAUUCUGCAUUAAAUAUAUGCUGGUGGUUGGCUUCAGGUCAAGCAGAUGUUAGCCUGUCAUGUGCCAGGGGAGACUAAGCUAGCUAGUUGGAGAGAAUUACUGUAGCAGGUGAUCAAUUUUAAGAAAAUGAGGGAAAUAGUAUAUGUGUUAUAUAAUAACAUGCCGAGCUAGUUAUGUACAUUAAUAAAGGUUUAGGAAAUUAAAAACAAAUGUAUGAUUCAUAUCCUCAUGUAAAUUUAUUUAUUUAUUUUUUUUUUAAUUUUUUUUAAAGGAUUACACUAUAAAACAGUUUUAGUAUGAUUUCACACGACUCUCUCAUAUUUGCUCAUGCUGUAGUUUUAAAGUUGCGUUAUAAUUAAUCUUUAUUGAGUUCAGUAAUUGGCCUUAGGAGUUCAGAGAGAAGGAAUAUUCUAUUUUAUUCACAGAAAAAGGAUGUGCUGCUAAUCGUAGAUAUGCUACAGAAUGCAAGAAAUAGAGAUUAGGAUGAAAAAGUGGAGUAUUUCUACUUAAGCCCUGUUCCCUCGCAUUACCACUUGCCUCCAAGUUGCUCUCCAUAGCAAUAUAUUUUUUGAGAUUAAUGUAAACAAUGUAUACAAGACACAGAUGAGAAAAAACUGUGUAUAUAUGCAUUAUAGUUUCACAGUAUGAUUCAUUAGUGGAAAGAACACGCGCGCUCACACAGUCUUCCAGUGUUUUUCUGUCUUGAUCGUAAACAUCUCCAUUAAUGUAUUUUUGUAAGCUGCUAUUUUAAUAGGCUAAAAUGACAUUACCCAGGAUUCUCCCUGCCACCUUUAGCUGUAGCCACAGCUGUUUGUAAGUGGUUUAUUUGAGAUGAUAUGAAUAAAAUAUGUAUUUUGAUGCAGUGAUUGGUUCCACUCUGCUGAGGGGUAAGAAAUGUUUUGUCUUUCACAAGGCAUACACAUUUUUCACAAGGAUACACACUACAUACACACAGCAUACUGCAGUUCUUACUUCUUGGAGCAAAAUCUCCUUUGAAUAGCCAGAUUUAACAAAGAGCACAACUUUUCAAGGCUGUUAAAACAACAAAUGUGGUUUUUUUAUAUACAGUAAGACAUCAAAAAAAAAAUGUUUGUUUAAUAGGCAGUAUAAAAUGGACCAUUAAGAGAUGCCUUUUAAGACCAGUUUAUGUUCGGUCAGGCUGAAUAAAUCAACUGGUGCUCAGUUGGAAAGUUUAAAAAGGAAACAAUUUACUGAUGAAAAAAGGAUGAAGAAAGAAAUAAUUGUGAUAAAUGGCUCUAAUCUAAAAGCAGUAAAUAAAUGCAGCACAUAGUGAGAAAUGGACAUGAUUAAAAGAAAUGGCCAACAAGCAUAUCAG